CUGGCGGCGGCUGCGCGGGGCCGGGUCCCGGAGCGAGCGGGUUCUGUCCGCUGCUGUCCCGGCCAUGGAGGCGGUGUGGCGGUGGCCGCUGUGGCUGCAGGGCCUGGCGCUUCUGUGGGGCCGCGCUAUGGCGGGGCUGGAGCAGAUCAGCACCACGGUUCCGCCGGCGCCGGCGCAGGCAUGUUCAGCGUUUUCCCUGAAGUCCUGUGAAGAAUGUCUAAAAAAUGUUUCGUGCCUUUGGUGUUACACCAACAGCACAUGCAUUGAUUACCCUGUGAGAAGUAUUUUCCCACCGUCUUCAUUGUGCUCUCUCUCAGAUGCUCGAUGGGGAGUUUGCUGGAUAAACUUUGAGGCUUUGCUGAUUGCUAUGGCUGUGGUAGCUGGGCUCAUUCUGGUGUCCCUCACAGUCUGCUGCUGUUACUGCUGUUACUGCAGAAGGCGUUCCAGGAGGAGGAGACUAGAGGAAGAAGAGGAGCAGAUAGCUAGGAAGAGAGAAGAGAGAAGGCUAGAGUCUCUUCAGAGGAAACAUGAAAGAAAAAUGAAGCAUGAUGAAAUACGUAAGAAGUAUGGUCUUCUCCAGGAUUCUGAUAACCCUUACAGCAGAUUUGAGAAUGAAUGAAGAUGGGCACCUUCCACAAGAGCUGUACUCCAGAAUCCAGGAAGACAGUUUGUUUUCAUUAGCCCUUUGUGCUCUUUCACUUUUGUUUUUUUCUCUCCAAAGUGUUUUUUCCUAGUUGUAAAACUAGAAGCAGCUAAAGACUUUCUGAAAUAACAUGUUUCUAUCUCCUACAUGUAUGGAACUAAUUUACCAUAAAUGUUUUUUGUUAUUGAAAUGUUCACUGAAGUUUAUCUUUCCUCUUCCUAAAAUCUAUAUUUUAUUACUUGACUUAGAUGGUUAAUAGUCACAAUAGUGUGAUUUUGAGUUCAGUCUUAACUGCUACUUAAAGCAAUUGUUCUCAUGUUCCUAAAUAGAGAUUUUAUAUAUAUAUAUAUUUUUAUAUAUAUAUAUAUA
Molecule: messenger RNA, 1012 nt
Organism: Melozone crissalis (California towhee)
Lineage: Eukaryota; Metazoa; Chordata; Aves; Passeriformes; Passerellidae
Product: pituitary tumor-transforming gene 1 protein-interacting protein-like
Exons: 7
Coding region: 65-619 (184 amino acids)
Biological process (GO): protein import into nucleus
Cellular component (GO): cytoplasm; nucleus
Source: RefSeq, a predicted model, not a curated record